Molecule: messenger RNA, 7609 nt
Organism: Phyllopteryx taeniolatus (common seadragon)
Lineage: Eukaryota; Metazoa; Chordata; Actinopteri; Syngnathiformes; Syngnathidae
Gene: map2
Product: microtubule-associated protein 2
Exons: 21
Coding region: 313-6273 (1986 amino acids)
Biological process (GO): microtubule cytoskeleton organization; neuron projection development
Cellular component (GO): neuron projection
Molecular function (GO): microtubule binding
Source: RefSeq, a predicted model, not a curated record
GCAGUCAUUACGGUACGUGCAGCCUGCGGUGCCUGUGUUGUCUGACUGAGCCGGUGUUGCAUUGGAGAACGCUGCGCCGAACAGGACUCGGAUGCAAAGCUGAGUCACGGAUCGUACUGCAGUCAGCCAGGUUCAUCUGGGAAGUCACACGUUGGGCUUUGACUCCUGGUGUGACAGUCUUCAAAUCAGUCAUCAAAAGACAAAGGAAAUCAAUUUUUAAACGUGGCUUUGAUUCAUUGGCAAGUCCCACACCGGCGAAUCAGAAGGAGAGACAGCCCUCACCCCCCUCCCCAGUCGUGAGCUUGAACCAGCAUGGCAGAUGACCGACAGCCAGAAGACAGUGCCUCUCAGUGGGACCCCUCAGGGGGCCAGGAGCCCACUGGUACCCAUGGGGCCAACGGUUUCUCAUCUUCGUCGUACAGAACAUGCCAGACUAGUGGGACUCACGCGACCUCUGCCCCCUUCUCUUCAAGGGAGAACGGGUUCAAUGGGGAGUUAACCGGUGCUCAUGCUAUAACUGCAGAGCAAGUGUCUGCAAGGAUCGUGCAGGAAGUGACUGCCGAGGCAGUGGCGGUGCUAAAGGGGGAGCAGGAGAGUCAAAGGCUGCCAUCAGUUGAAGACACCACCAAUUUACCUCCGUCGCCGCCUCCUUCACCUGCUGCAGAACAAUUUGGUCCUCUUGAGCAAGAUGUAGGGGAUGAGGAGGAGGCAGGCCCUCUCCGCCGCUUCCAAAAUUCUCGGGAGAGGUGCAAGUUCCUCGCCCCCUCCAUCUCAGUUUCUGUGCCUGAGGACGACCCCUACCACUCCGACGAGGAGUACUAUGAGCACCCCUUGUUCAGCCCAGAGUGGACGCACUCGGGCGCCCGCCCCAUGGGGCAGGCUGUGGCCUUUAGACAGAUUGAAGAAGAGACCAUGGAGGCUCUUACAGCUGAAUACGAGGAGGAGGUUGAAGAGGAGGAUGAGGAUGAGGAGGAAGAGGAAAGUGCAGAGGCAGCUCUUGAUGAGCAGCAAUGGAGCGGGGAAGAGCCUGACCUGGACAGCCCCGAAGCUGAACUUGUAGAGCAGGCAGAGGCCGUAGACAAAGCCCAGGAUCUAGAACUGGGACUGACAGAGGCAGCUAGUGCUCCUACAGAAAGCUCUAUGGACAGAGAGGAGGAUGAGGAUGAGGAUGAGGAGGAGGAGGAAGCAGAGGGUGAGGAGAGCCCUGAGUCAGCUGUGAAGAUGGACUCGGAAAACCCCGGAAGUGAGAAAAGUGGUUCCGUGAGCCCAGACAGCAUCGGAUCAGAGAAACGUCCAGAGGAGGUUUUUGAGCAUCAGACUCAGGGGUUCUUUGCUGGAGAACGAAUCAUACCAGAGAGUCCCACCAUGGAUAUGCUGUCGUUUGUACCUCCAGAUGUUCAAACUCAAGCCAAAGAAUUUGCAAAGUCAAUCACCCUUCAGCCCAUUUAUGGUGAGCCCCUCACAGUGUCAGAGAAGCAGCCAUCUGUGGAGGUAGUGGAGUUCAGCAGCCUUGGUGCCCCCUCUGAUUUCUCUUCAAUGGGAGUCAAAGUUGAAGGAGGAAACUUGACAAGUGAUGCAAUGUCAGCUUAUUUUGAAACAUCAGCCACUGAUGCUUAUGUGUCCCCCCAGGGUAAGGGUGAGGGUUAUUAUGAACUGAGCAGAGUCGGUGAAGAGAAGAAUACUGUUGAUUCCAAGCCUCAGAAGAUGGGGUCACCAGUGCAGGAGAGUCGUGAAACACAAAACACUGUCACUCAAGAUUUCUCAGUUCCUGACAGAGGGAAUGAAUGCAAGCUUUCCCCUGGUAAACUGGCCUUGGAGCAAAGGAGCUACUCCCUAAACAUUACGAUUGGAACAAUGGAUCAAAGUGGCCAAGACAGAAUGAGGAACUUUUCACCAUUGGCCACUGAUAUCAUGACGUACACCAGUGGCAGUCUCGAUGAGUCAGCAGAUUACCUCCCAAUUACUACUCCCUCUGGAGAAAAGCCACCUCCCUUCCCUCCGCUAAUUCUGGAGACUGCAGCUUCAAUCACUUCUGAUUCCUCAUCGCCACCAAGGAUGGCUGAAGCCAUUUCAAAUCCCAGCUCUGGACCAGAGUCACCUGAGUCCCCUGAGUCACCCCAGCCAUGUGAGAGCAGCCCUAAGAAUAACACAGUCAUGGCUCAAGACUUGCCUGAGAUGCUAGAUCUUGCUGGGUCCCGUUCUAGGCUGUCAUCUGAAAACACUGACACAGAAAUCGUACGGAGAAAAUCGUUUCAAACCUUCCCUGAUGACUUGCUGGCUGGCUUUGUCUCAGGUGAACAAAGUCCUGGAAUUAAAAAAAGUGACAGUCAGCUGGAAGAGAUGGGCUAUUGUGUGUUCAGUGAAUACUCAGGACCUAUGCCGUCCCCUGCUGAUGUGAUUAGCCCAACAAACACUUCUGCACAGGUCUUCACCCCUGCUGUUCUUGAGGAGAAAGUUGCUGCGCAAGCCAGGAAACUAGCAGUUAGAGACACAUCUGUGGAAGACAAUAGCCAGGCUUUAGACUUGACUGUCAGUGAAGAAAAAGAGAAGAGUGAAAGAGAGAGAAAAGAUUCCUCCGAAGAAGGUCAAAAGAAUAUAAUUGACCAGCUAAAUACAUCAGUAAGUGAGCAGGUAAAAUCGUCUGCCCUCCCAGGGGAAUCGUUUGUGACACCCACUGUCACAGUGACUUUAGAAGAAGGUGGGAGGUCAGGAAGCGAGACAGAACGACAAGCCAGUGGCGAAGGCUAUGCUUCUGAAACGGAGAUCGCUGACUAUGAGAGGCAGAUCCGCAAACUGGAGAUGGAGGGCAGGCCUCUCAGUAUGGAGGAAGAACGAGAGUUACAGGAGCUUCGGGAGAAGGUGAAGCUGGUGCACCAGGAGGCCUAUGAGGAAGUGGAUGCUGAAGAUGUGUACCAGUUGACCGGGGUGGCCAAAGACCGCAUUGCCAGGCCUGUCAAGUCUUCACCAACUUCGUCAGUGGAAAGUAAUAUUGAUGAUGAUAAACUACUUUCGCCAGUGCUCUCACCAUCCAAGCUUAAACAAAAAGAACUUUAUGGUUCCCCUAAAAGAGCAGCAUCACCAGUGAUAGCAGUAACCAAAGAGGGCACAGAGGAAUCUGAGAAAAAAGCUAGAGAGCAGAAUGAAAAAGAAGCAACUGAGGGAGAAAUAAAGCCUGAGAAAGAGGAGACAGAGAAGAAAAUUACAGAAGAGACAGAAAAGAAACUGAAUGAAAUAAAAGGAAGAGAAGAGGAGGAAAGGAGGGAACAAGAUACAGCAGAGAAGAAUCAAAGGGAAGAAACUGAGAAAAUGCAAAUGAUACACAAAGAAGAGCAAGAGAAGGAGGAAAGGGAGACUAAAGAAAAGGAAGAGAAGAUUGAGAAAGAAAGGAAAGAAAAGGAAAAGGCGGAUAGAUUAGAGAAAGAGAGGAAAGAAAAAGGGGAGAGGGAAAUGAAAGAAAGGGAAGAGGCAGAUAGAUUAGAGAAAGAAAAGAGAGAAAACGUGGACAGGGAAAUGAGAGAAAAGGAAGAGGCAGAUAGAUUGGAGAAAGAAAGCAAAGAAAAAGAGAGGAAAAUCAGAGAAGAGGCAGAGAAGGAAGAAAGGGAGACUAAAGAAAAGGAAGAGAGGAUUGAAAAAGAAAAGAAAGAAAAGGAGGAGAGAGAAAAGGAAGAAGCGGAUAGAUUAGAGAAAGAAAGGAAAGAAAAAGAGGAGAAGGAAAUCAAAGAAAGGGAAGAGGCAGAGAAAAUUGAGAAGGAAAGGAAAGGAAAACAGGAGAGGGAAAAGAGAGAAAGUGAAGAAGCAGAGAGGAUUGAGGAAGAAAGGAAAGAAAAAGAAGAGCUGGUGAUGAGUGGGAAGGAAGAGGCAGAGAGCAUUGAAAAUGGGAGGAAAGAGAAAGAAAGUGGGGAAAUAGAAGAAAGGGAAGAGAAAGAAAAGGAGAAAGAGGAAAGAGAUAUGAAAGAAAAGAAAGAUUUAGAGGCGAGGGAGAUUAAAGAAAGGGUCGAGCAAGAAGAGUUAGCGGUGGCAAGGAAAGAGGAAAAAGAAAGAAAUGAAAACGAGUUAAGGGAAAAGGAAAAUAAGCUUCAACAGGAGAUACAAAAUGUUGAAGAGACAAAGAUAAUGGCUGAAUUGGACAAAAUCAAACCAGCUGAAAAAGAAAAAGAGGAAGAGGAGUUAGCUGCUGGAGCAGCUGCGGUCAAGGAGGUCACUGAGACUCGUGCCGCCAUUGAAUCAGUGGUGACGGUGGAAGACGACUUCAUCACUGUCGUCCAGACCAUCGAUGAAGCGGAUGAACCGGGACACAGUGUUCGUUUCUCUGCUCCACCUGAAGCUUUGUGUAUACCUAGUGGAGAAGAGCAAGAGGAUUACGAGGAUGAGGAGCAGAAUGAUGAUGGUGAUGAUGAGGAGGAGUCUGUGGAGUUGGCCCAGGAGGCAGACAUUGAGGCUGCCAGUUUUGAAGAGGUUUGUGACAUUCCUGAUACCCCUGCGUCUCCUGAGAGGGAAGCGCAAACAGUAGAAACAGAAGGUCUCACAGAAAGUUAUGACAGAGAUGAAACCACCAUGGACGACUCCAUCCUGGACAGCUCUUGGGUGGACACACAAGAUGAUGACAAGAGCAUGGCUACAGAGCAGAUACAGCCCUUUCCUAAGGUGCGUAGUCCUGUCAAAAAGUCCACUGUGGUCCAGAAUAAGCAGACACAGCAGAAGAGAACACAGAAGCAUGAAAAGCCAGUCAAGCCGAAAACUAAGGGUGGGCGGACUAAAGGCAGACUCUCCACCCCUGAACGCAAACCACUGCACAAGGACCCUGUUUACGUCCCUCGAGAGAAGAAAAAAGCUGUGAUAAAGAAGACUGACUUUACCAAAAAAAUGGAAGCUCAAACUCUGUCCCCGUCCAAGAGGAUUGGACCGAAACAAGCUGUCCGCCAGACCCGUCCCACCCAGCAUCAUUCCUGUCCUAGAAGGAGACCCACAGAGCAACUUUCUGACAGUCGUCAGCCGCUCACAGUUGCACGGCGGUCUUGCGACAGGGCGUUGGAUGGUAGAUCACAAAGUCCUGACAAGAGAACUUCUGUGCCGCGGCAAGCCUCCUCUCUUAGUCGCCGCGGAUACCAUGAGGACAGUUCAACCUCCAUCACCAGCUCUGGUUCAACAGCACCCCGCAGACCCACAACUUGCCGUGCUGUGAUGAGGGCAGAGCAAAGGACAGGUCGAGCUCCCAGUAUGACAGUCUCAGAGCCGCUGCGCUCUCGCUCAGCCCGCAGUGGCCACUCCACACCACGGACCCCCGGCUCUAGCGCCAUGACCCCUGGCACCCCUCCCAGCUGCUCAUCAUCCUCAAGAACUCCCGGAACCCCUCGUUCCCUCAGCGUGAUGUCCCAGGAGAGGAAGGUGGCUGUGGCCCGGACCCCGCCCAAGUCCCCUGCCACCACUCCCAAGCAGCUCCGACUCCUCAACCAACCUUUACCUGACUUCAAGAAGGUCCGGUCCAAAGUUGGCUCCAUAGACAAUAUCAAGUAUCAGCCCAAAAGUGGACAGACGCACAAGGAGCAAAUAAUGGCAGCUGAGGCCAAACUCAAGGCCUCCUCUUGGAUCUGGAACUCGGUGCUCCGGGUCAUCUCCUUUACUCUGUGUCUGUCAGCGGCUCACAGUAUGACAUGGACCCAAGGCCUGCUGAAUCAUAUUUUAAACAAGAAGCUGGACUUCAGGUAUAUGCAAUCAAAAUGCAGCUCCAAGGAUAAUCUGAAGCAACCUCCCAGUGGAGGCAAUGUUCUCAUCCCCAGUGUUAAGCUGGACUAUAGCCAUGUUCAGUCUAGGUGUGGGUCCUUGGACAGGAGGGGCUACUCAGCAGGAGGUGGCAAUAUACAGAUACAGAACAAGAAGAUUGAUCUGAGUCAUGUGACCUCAAAGUGCGGCUCUCUAGACAACAUUCACCAUCGCCCUGGUGGUGGUAAUAUUCGUAUUGAGAGUGUGAAGUUGGACUUUAAAGACAAAGCCCAAGCCAAGGUGGGAUCCUUGGAUAAUGCUCACCACACUCCAGGAGGAGGUCGCGUUACAAUUGAGAGCCACCGGUUGACGUUCCGCGACCACGCCAAAGCCCGAGUCGACCACGGAGCGGAGAUCAUCGUUCGGUCGCCGGGCCGGUCCCGUUCCAUGUCGCCCCACCGCCACCGGGACAGCCACGUUUCGUCGUCCGGCAGUCUCAACAUGUUGGAGUCGCCACAGCUAGCGACCUUAGCUGAGGACAUCACUGCCGCGCUGGCCAAGCAGGGUUUGUGAACAUGCAUCGGGGAUGCUCUUACACUGAAGCUGUCAGCCAUUCACCACCCACCCACCGCCUUGAGGCCCACUUAGGGUGAUCACAACUUGGCUUCACAUCUCAAAGACCCACCAGAAGGGACUCCUAAACUUUAUGUCUGUUUUCAUCUCUGACAUGUUCUAUUGCUACCUAAUUUCCUCGGCCUCUCCUUUUGGAUGAUGUUGCAUAGAAUAGUUCACCUGUAGUGCUAAACAGGAUAACCUGUACAUACAAAUGGCGGGUGGGGCGGGGUGGGGGGAGCCACAUAUUGGCUUUAUUGAUCUUGGGUCUAUAGUUUAAAGAAGCUAUAGCUUUUAUUUACUUGUGGCCAUAUUCUGUACGUGGAAGUAAUGUGGCCAGCACAUCAUGCUGCACGUGUUGUUCCUGCUAACGUGCAUGGAUGGCAGACCCCUUAAUAAGCCGAGCCUCCUUACUGCUAGUCAUUCUUUUCCUCCUAAUAUAUAUAUAUAUAUAUAUAUAUAUAUAUAUAUAUAUAUAUCCAAACAAAUAGCUAUAUAUAUAUAUAUAGAAACGAGUAUAAGAAUACAGGUUAUUAACCAUCCACAUGUCCUUUGAAGCAGUUCCAAGGAAGCAACAACAUGACCAUAAAUAAGAUAAACCUGUAUUAUUGCGAAAACUAAGUCAUGUAUGACAAGCAUGUAUCGAUUCUCAAACUAAAAGAGGCUAUUUUGUAAUUUGAAAAGGGAUUUUAGUAAGUCAUUUUCUCAUUCAUUGGCUAAGAAAUGAACAAAUUCAUGUUUUGUAGUUCUUAGUUAUUUACGGUGUAUUUAUUGGUGUCAGACAGCGCUGAUGUUGUGUUGCUGAGCAAUGCAACGACUGACGCAAAUGCAGAUGUUGGACCGUCUUAUACUGCAGAUGGAGUGCAGAUGGAGCGCCAAUGGUGACAUGAGAUGGAUUCCGUUUGUGUGUGCGUUUGGUGCAGAUCUCAAGAUGUUUUACGAUCAGUGUAUCUGACUAUUUUGUUGCAGUAUGUGCAAAACAUUUGAAAAACAUAGAAAUAUGAAUCAUUAGGGAAAGCAAAUGGCGAUUUAUCCAUUGAAAUAAGACGUUGGAGUGAUCUUGUUUGUUUUUCAGAGAACGUGUGGUUUAUCCUGACUCUUACCUGUUUGUUUGCUUACGUGUUCUUCAGCAUUGCCCAUCUUUAUGUCCCUUCUCACCCCACCCUGCAGCAACUGUAAAUGUAUUUAAACGGUCAAGUAGAUGUAUGCAGUUUAUUAUUUUUUUUUUUCCUGCUCUUGCUGGUAUGACUCCAUCGACGGCAAUGCAUUAAAAUAAAUGAGAUUAAAAAAAAAAACA